AUGUCUGGUGAAAAAGAACCAGAUACAAAUAAAAGAUUUUUACGAAGCACAGCGAAACAAGGUCAAAAACUUCCUACACUUACAUUGAAUUUACCACGAGGUGGAACAAUUGCUAGUAGGUCUAAAGAUAUUAUUUCUACUAGUAGUAGCAGCAGCAAUAGUCCUUCUGAAGAUACUUUAGAAAAAACAUUUAUUCCAAAGUUUAGGAAUACAGGAAUUAACUCAGGUGAAACUGAUAGGGAACUUUCUGCCGAAUUAUCUAAACUUCAAGUAAGAACUCCACCUGAUUUACUUUCUGAUCAAAUAGAAUUAACGGACACGUCUACUUUAACUCCAAAUACAAUAAAAGAGAACCAGAAUACUGAAGUUCUAGAAUCAAAAAUUAAAAUGGUACAAUCCUAUUUAAAUAGUCAUGACUAUGCUGAACUGGAUAAUUUUAGAGAAAUCUACAAAAAUCUUUUAAAAUCUUUUGAAUUGCUUUUGGUUCUCAGAAAAAAUGAAUUAUUGAAUUACUGCAGAUUUCAUUUUAUCUCAGUUUUUACAAUUACACCAUCAAAACUUUUGAAAGAGUUAAGAACGAUCUCUAAUGAAAUUAAAAAAUUUGAUCAUGUUUUGGCUAUACCAUUUACACAGUUGUCUCAAUAUUACCAGCUACCGAUAUCUGAUUGUACACUAAGUGAAAGGUUUACAAUUAUAACUGUAAGAAUACCAGUAAAAGCAAAUCAUAUGUUGUGGAAACUUUAUGAACUGAUACCAGUUCCAUUUGCCUGGUAUAAUGAUACAUGCAUCUUUUUGCAGCAAAACCAUUAUGUGGCUGUUGCCUCAAAUUCCACAGCACAUGACGGUAGCAUUCUUUCUGUUAGACCAAUAACAGGAACAAUGUUAAGAGAGUGUCAACCCUAUAAAGACAAACUUUGUUAUUUACCAACAUUCUUGGCAGACACUUCUUUCGGAAGCGACUAUUCAAAAAAUAUGUUAAUGGGUGGUACUAUUCAGGACAUUUCACGUAUUUGUCCUCUGAGAUGUCAUAAUGCAAAUUCAACCGUAGUGUCCAAAAUCGAUAAUGCCGUCUUUGUCAUAACACACCCAAAGAAAUUUACGAAACUUGAAUGCCAAUCGACUACACAUCAACUACCUGAUGUUCUUUAUGAACAACCAGGUGCAAUCGAACUUAAAAUUCCAUGUCAUUGUAAACUUUCAGUUAAUAACGAAAUUCUUAUUGGAACUAGAUUUCCAUGCAGAAAAACAAAUAUUUUUAAGUCUAUGGCAGUUCAUGUGUUACCGGCAACGUGGUCGACUUUAAAAUCAUUUUUGAUAACAUUUGAUAAAAAUUUAUUGUCUCACCCUGUUUUUACAGACUUAAAUGAAUGUUUGAAUUAUAACUGGUCCCUUACUAUACCUUAUCUUAAUCUUUCUACGUCCCGAGAAAUUGAUAACUUAUACAAAGAUGUAAGGCAGUUUCAAGACACCUACUGUGUGUAUUCAGCAAAUUCGUAUCUUAUACAUAAUGGUAGUUUAUUCGUAAUAUGGAACAUAGUUUUAUCAAUACUGAUCUUUUAUUUGUUGCAUAAGCAAAAUGUUUUUGGAAUUGUUCCUUUUGUUAGACCGGUCAAUAGUGAAACUGCAUCAGAUUUGAAUUUCCUUGGACAAGAACAAGUAUUGUUGCUUGUCAUGAUAGUAUGCAUACUUUUAGUAAUUUUGGGAAUUAUUAUUUUGUGCUUAUAUAAGUAUAUACAGAGUAAAAGAAGCAGUGAGUCUUCUGAUGUUAACAUAAAUUUGUUUGAUGGCCAAAUAGGGAAGUUAAGUCUUCCUACAGGGGAAACGUUUCCAGUUUCUUUCAAAGCUGAACAUGAAACAUGUGUUUAA
Molecule: messenger RNA, 1866 nt
Organism: Ceutorhynchus assimilis (cabbage seed weevil)
Lineage: Eukaryota; Metazoa; Arthropoda; Insecta; Coleoptera; Curculionidae
Source: the annotation of a GenBank genome assembly